ACAGUAAGCAGCAGCAGUCUGCUUCCGUGCUUCGUGGCCGUGGCUGCGGCGGUCAGCAUCGGCAACCUCGGACGCGGAAUCGAAAACAAAGAACGUCGGACCGAGGUUCGAGCGCCAUCGAUUCCCCCCCUAACCAAAAGAGGAGGAUGGUGGAGAUGGACGCGUUGCCCGAGGAGUGCAUCGCCCACAUCAUCUCCCUCACGGGCCUCACCACCCCUCGUGACGCCGCCCGCUUCUCCGCCGUCUCCCGCGCCUUCCGCUCCGCCUCCGACUCCGACGCCGUCUGGCACAAGUUCCUCCCCCCCGAUCUCGACCUCAUCGUCUCCACUUCCUCUUCCUCGCCGCCGCCGCCGCCGCAGCAGCAGCCGCAGCCGCCUCUUGGGCGCUCGCUGACCAGGAAGAAGGACGUCUUCCUCCGUCUCUGCAGCUCCCCUCUCCUCAUCGACUCCGGUCGUAAGAGUUUUGCACUUGAAAAAUGGAGCGGGAAGAAGUGUUAUAUGAUUGGCUCCAGAGAUCUGUCUAUAGUAUGGGGUGACGCUCCUCGCUCCUGGAGAUGGAGUUCACUCCACGUCUCAAGAUUCCCAGAGGUGGCAGAGCUCCUUAGAGUAUGCUGGCUCGAGGUUCACGCCAAGAUGGAGACGCGACUUCUGUCUGCUGACACAUACUAUGCAGCUUACUUUAUCUUCAAGUUUGUGCAUGAGAACUAUGGCUUCGAGAAUCGACCAGUGGAAGUGUCCAUCUUUUCUGGUUCCAUGGGUGAACGGAGCAAUAUUUUUUUGGAUCCUGAUGGGAGGUUGAGACAGCAAUGUCAAACUGCACGAGAGAGAUAUUCACAUGUUUUCCGUGAAGCAUCCGCGGCAGGACUUGUUCAGGCUAGGGAGAAACAAAUUCCUCGGGACAGAGGAGAUGGGUGGAAGGAGGUUGAUCUGGGCGAGUUUUUCGUGAGCGAUCCUCCAACUGGGGAGCUUCAAAUAAACUUGAUGGAGGUGAAAAGUGGUAACUGGAAAUCCGGUCUAGUCAUCCAGGGGAUUGAGCUUCGUCCUACACAGAUGACUUACCGAGAAAGCAGUCGUUAGCGCAUCGGUCGAUGGAGAUGAGGUGAACGAGGAUACUGUAAAUGUUACAGAUGAUUUAUACUUCACGUAAGAUGUUACAGAACAAAUAUUUACUAGGGGGUGUUAAUAAAAAUGGAGGACCAUUAUGAAAAGUUAUCAUUGAUCGGUUCAACCCUUCUUCGGAACAUUUCAAGAGUAAAAUCUGGAUUGUAUUAAGCCGA
Molecule: messenger RNA, 1276 nt
Organism: Syzygium oleosum
Lineage: Eukaryota; Viridiplantae; Streptophyta; Magnoliopsida; Myrtales; Myrtaceae
Product: putative F-box protein PP2-B12
Exons: 3
Coding region: 147-1076 (309 amino acids)
Molecular function (GO): protein binding
Source: RefSeq, a predicted model, not a curated record